Messenger RNA from Coregonus clupeaformis (lake whitefish), 449 nucleotides. RefSeq names its product perforin-1-like. NCBI's taxonomy places the organism in Eukaryota, Metazoa, Chordata, Actinopteri, Salmoniformes, Salmonidae. The transcript is spliced from 3 exons. The record is from RefSeq and is a predicted model, not a curated record. The coding region runs from base 1 to 414 and encodes 137 amino acids.
AUGGCCUCUCUCUCUCUGUCCCUGGGACUUCUGGCUCUUGUACAAUGUGGCCCGUAUGACGACCGCGUCAGGGUGUGGGGCAUUAGUGCCUCCAACCUGAACGGAGACAUCAUCUCCCAACCAGACCCCUACGUCAAGGUGUGGUGCGGCCCAUCCUUCGGUGGCAUGACCAGCAUUCUGAAGAACCAGGCCAACCCCACCUGGCCCGGCGAGUUCAACUUCCUAGACGUCAUCGACAAGUCUGUCCUGAAGCUGGAGGUGUGGGAUGAUGACGCCGGACCAGAUGACCGCCUGGGAACCUGCACCACCACCAUCUACCCAGGAACACACAUCGAGACCUGCCACCUGAAGAAAGGCACCGUCUACUACACCUACACCUACCAGAAGGAAUACCAGCAACAGAAUGAUGAUUAGAUUUUAACCUAUGACCUUGUGUCUGAUUGAUUCUC